AUGAAGGUCAAGAACGGAGCAGUAAUAACUUCAACUAUGGAGCCUAUCAUUCCCUGGAAGCUGAGGAAGAUCAAGAACUCUAGGGUUGAGAGACCUCUAUCUACUCUUCAGGGGACAUGUUUGCUUACCUCUCAGGUGCUCUGCUGUCCUGAGGCCUGGCCGUGCCCGUGCACGAGGAGAACCCCUGAAGUUCGCCUGGAGGAAGAAGCAUGCAGGGCUUCCCCAGAGGAAGUGUGGGCCGAGGGCUGUCCCCUGUGGACAGGCAGACGCUCCUGGUCUGCAGCUUUGUCCUGGCAGCAGCUUUGGGCCAAAUGAAUUUCACAGGUGACCAGGUUCUUCGAGUCCUGGCUAAAAAUGAGAAGCAACUUUCACUUCUUAGAGAUCUGGAGGGCCUGAAGCCUCAGAAGGUGGACUUCUGGCGUGGCCCAGCCAGGCCCAGCCUUCCUGUGGAUAUGAGGGUUCCUUUCUCUGAACUGAAGGACAUCAAAGCUUACCUGGAGUCUCAUGGCCUUGCUUACAGCAUCAUGAUAAAGGACAUCCAGGUGCUGCUGGACGAGGAGAGAGAAGCCAUGGUGAAAUCCCGCUGGCUGGAGCGCAGCACCAGUGGCUUCAGUUACUCCUCGUAUCACACCCUGGAGGAGAUAUAUACCUGGAUCGACAACUUUGUAACUGAUCAUUCAGAUACUCUCUCAAAAAUUCAGAUUGGCCACAGCUUUGAAAAUCGGUCCAUUCUUGUUCUGAAGUUCAGCACUGGAGGUUCGCAGCGCCCAGCCAUCUGGAUCGACACUGGAAUCCACUCCCGGGAGUGGAUCACCCAUGCCACCGGCAUCUGGACUGCUAGGGAGAUUGUCAAUGAAUAUGGCAAAGACCGCAUCGUGACAGACGUACUGAAUGCCGUGGACAUCUUUAUGGAGAUUGUCUCCAACCCUGACGGGUUUGCUUAUAGCCACAGCAUGAACCGCUUGUGGCGGAAGAACAAGUGCAGCAGACCCGGAAUCUUCUGCAUUGGUGUGGAUCUUAACAGGACCUGGAAGUCAGGCUUUGGAGGAAAUGGUUCUAACAACAACCCCUGCUCAGAGACUUAUCAUGGGCCCUCCCCUCAGUCAGAGCCAGAAGUGGCUGCCAUUGUGGACUUCAUCACGUCCCACGGGAACAUCAAUGCUCUGAUCUCCAUCCACAGCUACUCUCAGAUGCUCAUGUACCCCUACGGCCACUCUCUGCCUGUUUCAAACCAGGAAGAGUUGUACAGUCUUGCCAAGGAUGCAGUGCAGGCCCUGUAUGAGGUUCAUGGGAUCGAGUACAUUUAUGGCAGCAUCAGCACCACCCUCUAUGUGGCCAGUGGGAUCACUGUCGACUGGGCCUAUGACAGUGGCAUCAAGUACUCCUUCACCUUCGAGCUCCGUGACACGGGGCACUAUGGCUUCCUGCUGCCAGCCACACAGAUUAUCCCCACAGCCCAGGAGACGUGGAUGGCCAUUCGGACCAUCAUGGAGCACACGCUUAAUCACCCCUACUGACAAUACUGCUGAGGGCAGAGCCAGAGGGUUUGUCUUCUUUCCCAAGGCCUGGGCUUCUCCUGAAACCCAAGUUAUGGAUCCCUUCCCCACCCCUGCCCUGACUCCUUAGGAAAUAAAAAAAAGUUUG
This is a messenger RNA of Lagenorhynchus albirostris (white-beaked dolphin), 1644 nucleotides long. RefSeq names its product carboxypeptidase A5 (gene CPA5). Lineage: Eukaryota; Metazoa; Chordata; Mammalia; Artiodactyla; Delphinidae. Gene Ontology annotation, biological process: proteolysis. Gene Ontology annotation, molecular function: zinc ion binding; metallocarboxypeptidase activity. The record is from RefSeq and is a predicted model, not a curated record.